AUGAAUUCAGGAAUAAGAUAUUCACCUAAAUUAAUUGUUGGGGUUGAUAUUGAUAAAGAGUUGGUUGGAUGUGCAAUGGUAAAUAAACGUCUAACAUAUUCUCUUUCAAAACCAACAUCUAUGUCAACUUCAACACUAAAGAGUGAUGGUGAUGAUGAUAUCAUUGUACGUGAUUAUUUUCUCCAAUCCAUACCAGCAAUGUUUGGACUUUUGCCUGUUAAAAGUUUUGAUGAUAUAGAUUUCAAUAAUGAUCAAGUGAAAUUUCCAGAUAGUGUUCAGUUUCGAUGUUGUGAUUGGAUGGAGGAGCCUCAUUCAUACAAUAAAUAUGACACUAUUUUGGGAUUAAGUGUAUCGAAAUGGAUUCAUUUAAAUAGAGGAGAUAAAGGUCUCCAAGAAUUUUUUCAGAGAAUUUAUGACAAUUUAAGAAUUGGAGGGAGAUUUAUAUUUGAACCACAAGCAUGGAAAUCGUAUAGAAAAUACAAGGAUCUGUCCAAAGAGGCUCAAUUGGAUAUUUCACCGGCUCUUCAACAGCAAUUUGCCACAAUGUAUGAAAUUCUUGAGGCAAUAAAAUUUCAAGAAUUAGAGCCCGCAUUAUCAUGGGCAAAAUCAAAUCGAGAGGGACUUGAAAAGCGUGGAAGUUCGCUUGAAUUUCAGCUUCAUCGCCUUCGCUACAUCCAAUUUUUAAUAGACCAACAACAUAAUGAAGCAUUGAUGUACGCAAAAAAUAAUUUUAAUUAUUUUAAUAAUCGCCAUUUACAUGAUUAUUGUAAUACUUGUGGUAAUGGUGGUCAAUUAAUGUGUUGUGAUUCUUGUCCAAGAGCUUUCCAUUUCACGUGUUUAGUUCCUCCACUUGAUAUUGACAAUACACCACAAGGAAAUUGGUAUUGUAGGGUUUGUUGUGCAGAGGAAAAUCCACCAUCAGGUCCACAAGGCUUAUUUCAAGAAUUAAUAGAAAGAAUUAAUAAUCCGAUCAAUGAGAACAAUGAUAAUGAAUUAAUUAAUGGGGGAAAAAUCUGA
Molecule: messenger RNA, 1017 nt
Organism: Entrophospora sp. SA101
Lineage: Eukaryota; Fungi; Glomeromycota; Glomeromycetes; Entrophosporales; Entrophosporaceae
Source: the annotation of a GenBank genome assembly